AUUUGGAAAGACAAUCGACAAUGGGAUUGUAUGAAUCAGAGGACCAAGCGCGGUCUCGCGACAAGGCUUACCGUGGCGGCAGGGCAUGGCGUCCGAAGGCCCUCGCCCUGGGGGUAGUCUUCUGCUUCUUUGUGACUGCGCAGUACGUGUCGACGUCAUUCUCCUCGCCGGUGACGUUGAACAAGUCGUCGGCGGCAGAAACGUUCACGUCCCUCGUCGUGGAAGUUGUGUACGAUGGUGAUCGUUCCACAUACCCCAAACGAGGGGACGCUGUCACCGUGAACUAUGUUGGAACGCUUGCCUCCACAGGUGCCAAAUUUGAUUCCAGCUUUGAUCGAACCGAUACAUUCCGAUUCAACCUGGGUGUGGGCGAGGUGAUCAAAGGAUGGGACGAAGGCGUGGCGAAGAUGUCGCUGAAUGAAACGGCGCGUCUGUACAUUCCAUCGCAACUGGGCUACGGCGCGUCCGGCGCGGGCGACGUGAUUCCACCCAAUGCCGACUUGAUCUUUGACGUCCACCUCAUUGCGAUCAACGGCGUGCAAAUGAGCCCCAAGGUGUCCAUUCAGGAAAUCACUCCAGGGGACGGCGAGACCUACCCGUCGGCCGGCGACAAAGUCACUGUGCAUUAUGUUGGGACGUUUGUAAGCGGAGACAAAUUCGAUUCGUCCCGAGAUCGUAACAACCCGUUCUCCUUCACGUUGGGGUCCAAGUCGGUGAUUCGCGGAUGGGAAGAAGGCAUUCCGCAACUCAGCAUUGGACAAGUGGCGCGGUUGAGUAUCCCGUACCAGCUAGCGUACGGAGAGCAAGGGCGUCAGGGGAUUCCGCCCAAGGCCGACCUCGUGUUUGAAGUCGAACUGUUGGCAAUUGAAAAGGCAAGCCAUGUGUAGGGAACAAGCUUCGUACCUUGCGUUACUUUUAGCCCUUGACUAGCCUAAUGAACAACAGUAUCCUUGACCAAG
Molecule: messenger RNA, 959 nt
Organism: Aphanomyces astaci
Lineage: Eukaryota; Oomycota; Saprolegniomycetes; Saprolegniales; Verrucalvaceae
Exons: 4
Coding region: 21-887 (288 amino acids)
Molecular function (GO): peptidyl-prolyl cis-trans isomerase activity
Source: RefSeq, a predicted model, not a curated record